ACGUUCUCUCUCGAUUCCAGUCUCCAGAUCAAAUCCCCUUUCCCUAACCUAGCGCUAGCUGAGGCUCCGGCGGCGGCGAGCGUUUCUGGUCCGGCGGCCGGCCUUCUCCUCUCGCCUCUCCCUCAGUUCCUCCCCUCCACUCCGGCCAGCUCCCCUCCCCUCCGUCCGGCCCUCUCCUCCGCAGCUCCGCCAGGCGCCAGGCCGCCAGUUCGCCUCCGGCUUCCCCAGCGCGGCAGCUACCGCCAACGCCCUCCAUCGAUAGUCUGGCCUCGGAUCAGCGCCGUCCAGCAGCAGCAGAUGAAGAAGAAGGAUGUUAGCAUAUUCGAAAUAUGGGACAAAUCUUCAAAGACAAGGAAAAUAACUUCUACAUCCACACCAACUUCUCUUUCCGUUGAGGUUGAGAGAAAUCUGCAGCUAGCACUAGUGCAAAGACAUGACGAAGCUCCGCAACCGGAGAGGGAGACAACCCCAAUUGUAGAAGAUGAUGAAGCGGUCGAUGAAGAAGAUGAAUCAAUGCCCCAAUUUGAAGCAGAUUUGGCAGCUCUGGAACGUGAUCCCGACAAGCGACUUCCCAUAUCUUCGUAUCAUGCCAAUGACCAAGAUAGAGUUAGAAGGAGAUACAUUGACUUGGGUGCUUGUCAACCAAAGGAUCAUAAGUUUGAGAUCAGAGAUUUUAGUGGACAUCCCCGUCGCUUUUGCCUUACUUGGUUUAAGGAUCAUAAGUGGCUUGAGUAUAGUGUGCAAGAAGAGGCUGCUUUCUGCUUUGUUUGCUACUUGUUCAAGGAUAAAACAAAAAGUUCCGGAGGAGAUGCAUUUGUGAACGGUGGGUUUAAUAAUUGGAACUUGAAAGCUAGAUUGAAGAGGCAUAUUCGUGCUGUUAGUAGUGCUCACGCUGAAGCUCAAGAAAAGUAUAAUAUGUUCACUACACCUACAACAUCAAUUAGGGAGUCCAUUGCUUCAAACACCACACAGUACAAGGUUCUAUAUAAGCUCCGUGUGACAUGGACACUCAAGUGUUUAAGAUUCCUAUUGCACCAAGGUUUGGCAUUUAGAGGACAUGAUGAAAGUUAUGACUCACUAAAUAAAGGAAAAUUUCCUUGAGCUUUUAAAUUGGCUAGCAGGAAACUUUGAAGAGGUUGAUAGGGUGGUUCUAAAGAAUGCUCCACAAAAUUGUAAGAUGACUUGCCAUGAUAUAGGG
This is a messenger RNA of Aegilops tauschii subsp. strangulata, 1198 nucleotides long. The record is from RefSeq and is a predicted model, not a curated record. Lineage: Eukaryota; Viridiplantae; Streptophyta; Magnoliopsida; Poales; Poaceae.